AUGUCAUCCGAUUCCAAUGCGCCCUCUGAACUUUCAAAUCUGCCCGAGAGAUGCAUUCACUCUCCCAGUGAGAAACGUCUGUGGUGUCAUUUCGUCAACGUCACGUGUCAUGUGUUGACUCUGCCAUUCGAUGGAGGCUAUGACCCCAUCAUGUCGGGCAUCAUCUCGAAGGCCUUACACGACACAAUGGUACUGAAUGCCAUUCUGUGCUUAGGGGCAUCACAUCUGAUCAAUCAGUUCCAAGCGGGAUCAUCCGAAGUAAAAGGGUUGAUGGGAAGCAAAAAGAGUCUCCUGAGGGGAGCGCAACAAGAACUAGCCACAAGGGUCCUCGCCCUACGGUCGCCAAAAGGAACAACGGCAGACGAGAGUGCGGAAUACGAGGCACUCCUCACGGCCUAUCUUUUACUUUACCUGUACGAAAUCUCAGAAGGCACCGGGGACCACUCAUGGAAAGCUCGAUUAGAUGAUGCAAGAUCGUUUGUGUAUGGCGUGCUACAGAAACAUCGAAGUCCGAGUGAAUCGGGUUCUCGACCAGAGUCAGAAAAUGAUGAAAUUCAAACACUUUCCUGUGAAGACUUCGAGUGCCUAGGAAUCGAUAUAUUUCUGAUGCAGUUCUUUUCAUAUCAUGACAUUCUUGGAAGCGUGACCAACAACCACAAAAGCUCCAACCGAAGUCAGAGAAUGGAUGGUUUAAUAUCAUUACAAGCUUUCCAGACCGAUUAUUUUGAUCACGAAUACAUGCUAGGACUGCACCAUGGACUACUUGAGAUCACCUCGCGCGUCCAUACUCUACAAUUGGAUACUUCAGAUUCUACAGUCCCCAGACAUGAGAUUAUAACACGAGCUGUUAAUAUUUGGCAAGAUGUUAGUGAGUGGACCGUGCCUGAAUUUGACUCGGACCUCCGUCAUAUGUACGAAGCCUACAUUGCCGCUAUAUCUAUUUGGGUCUUGUCGAUCAUACAUCCUGGCGAUGUUGCAAAGGACAAGGUCCAAACCAUGGUCGCCAGAGGCCUCAUUAGCCUGUCAUUAUUGGAAGGAUUUGAGUUACAAACCGUUUCACUUUUACCGUUUUUCGUCAUCGGACUUGGUUGCAUACAUCAGCAAGAUAGAGAGGCGUUUGAGAGGCAACUCUGGCGGCUCGAGAUAGCUCGGUGCUUGGGGUACAUUCGCAUUUGUAGGGGGAAGAUUCGAAAGGCAUGGCAGGAUUAUGAUGGAGGAAACAAUAGAUCAUGGGAUUGGAAUUGUAUAUCGCAAGCGGAUGGCCUAAGCCUGCCGCUCGCAUGA
Penicillium longicatenatum is the source of this 1284-nucleotide messenger RNA. RefSeq lists its product as uncharacterized. The transcript has a single exon. The record is from RefSeq and is a predicted model, not a curated record. Gene Ontology annotation, biological process: positive regulation of transcription by RNA polymerase II. The coding region runs from base 1 to 1284 and encodes 427 amino acids. NCBI's taxonomy places the organism in Eukaryota, Fungi, Ascomycota, Eurotiomycetes, Eurotiales, Aspergillaceae. Gene Ontology annotation, cellular component: nucleus. Gene Ontology annotation, molecular function: transcription cis-regulatory region binding; DNA-binding transcription factor activity.